AUGGACGAGUUCUGCGUGCGUCUCCUUUCGUUCUUCGAGCGAGGCACAGACGGCAAGCCUGGCCGCUGGCCUCACCCGGCUCUGUCGCCCGAGGACAUGGCGGGCGCCGGCUUCCGACUCCAGGGCAGCCAGGCAAAGCUCGGCGACAACGUCAUUUGUGACUUUUGCAGGCUUCAGGCUUGGAAGUGGGAGACCAAGGACGACCCCUACCAUCAACAUCAAGAAGCAUCGCCCAAGUGCGGAUACGUGACCUCCGACAUCUUCAAGGAACACCACGACGUCUUCCUCCAGAAACAGCCUGACGUGAAGGGAGUCGUCCAAUGGCCACUGAGUCCCCCGCCUACCCCGACCAAAAGGUCUUGCAAGCCGCGCCGUCGGAUGGGUUUGUCUCCCAUCAUGACGGUCUGUGAGAGCACGCCUUUCAAACAGGAGACCAAGUCGGUGAAGUUGCAGGACCAGUCUCAGACAUCGACCAUAUCCGUAACGGCCGGAUGUGUUGAGGUAUUCAUUCGGGUCUAUGACCAGGGCGGGCGUGGUAAGUUCCCUGCCUUAAUUAUAGAUUUCGAAUGGCCAGAGCUAACAUCGAGACAGACGCCAAGAGAAUUCGCCUUGAGUAGGCACGACGCUGGCAAGAUACUCCGACACAAUCGUCAGCUGUAA
Molecule: messenger RNA, 660 nt
Organism: Colletotrichum graminicola M1.001
Lineage: Eukaryota; Fungi; Ascomycota; Sordariomycetes; Glomerellales; Glomerellaceae
Exons: 1
Coding region: 1-660 (219 amino acids)
Source: RefSeq, a predicted model, not a curated record